CGACCCUGGUGAAAAAGGAAGAAUAAUGUGAUAAGACCAUGGCAGGCGUCGAUUAUCGGUUCCUGGUCUUCUGCACCAAUCAUUCGGAUUUCUUCUCCAUGAUCCGAAUGAAGUCCAGUUUUGACAUUUUGUGGGUGGCUUUGCAGCUUCUUGCCGCCUCCAAGAAGACAAAUGUUACACGAAAAAAAAAAGAAGCAAGUCGCGCCAGAAGCUUUGACCCCAAGAAAAGCCCGGCAGACACAAGUCUCCUAUGAGAUGGAGGGGUCUCAAUUGAAGAAUUUUCUUGCUGUAAGGAAAUGUGACGGCGGUUUGCCAGUUUCCAUCUCAUGUCAGAAGAAGAGAGAAUAUGGAUUUGGCAUCAAAAUAUGUUAGAGAAGCAGCAGAAGUGAAUGAUAUUUGAAGGGGUUAUUUUCGGUGGUUCAACUUCAACAUUCUUGGCAUUGUUGAGCACGUUAAAGGCGAAGCGAUUCCUACUGGUUGCCUCCAAGAUUGAUACACCCCUGCUAAGGUUACUGCGCGUGCUUGAACUAGUUUUGGGUGCCUAAACUCUUCAUCAGUUUCCAGUCUUGCUGUUUUAGCUUUUGGAUGAAUUGACUUGGGAAAAUGAUAUGCCAAGGGAGGAUUUGCCUUUGUUUUUUACAAAAGAAUUAGCUGCAGAAGUUUCAUCAAUGAGUGAUUCUAAGCUGCCAUUAACAACUUAUGGAGGAUGAAUUCAAUUUCUACUUCUUGGUUUUUUUAGAAAUGAGAUUGUCAUCCUGAUUGUUGGUGCCUUCCAAGGUGGGAAAUGGACAUUCAUGAGAAUGAGGAGGGCAAUAUGCUUGCAUCACUGACCUCAGCAUUAAGUAUUGCUGUUGCUGUUAAUGGAAGCAGGAACAGCAAGUGUGCCCUCAGUUGGGCACUGGAGAAGUUCAUCCCCGAGGGAAGAACUUCUUUCAAGCUCUUGUUUGUGCGUCCAAAAAUUACGGCAGUCCCUACAGCAAUGGGAAACUUCAUUCCUGUUUCUAAUGUUCGAGAAGAUAUAGUUGCUGCAUAUAAAAAGGAAAUAGAAUGGGAGACAAGCUCAAAGCUUCAUCCUUUCAAGCAAAUGUGUGCUCAAAGACAGGUAGCAGUAGAGAUCAGUGUGCUUGAAGCAGAGGAUGUAGCACAGGCAAUAUCAGAAGAAAUUGCUAAAUCUGAAAUCCAUGCACUUGUUAUUGGAUCAUCAUCUAGAAGCAUAAUUUCUAGGAAAUUUGGACGACAUGAUGUGUCCAAAAGAAUCUCUGGCUGUAUUCCAAACUUUUGUACCGUCUAUGUUAUUUCAAAAGGUAAACUAUUGCACAUCCAUCCAGCAAAUUCGGGGAAGAACAAGAGCUCAGUAGAACUGAAGAAUGAUGGUUUCAGCACAAAGACAGAAUGGAGUGGUGCGGGCUUGUCUUGUGAGGACUUGUCUUGUGAGGAUCUGGCAUCAUAUUCUCCUUCUCUUUUGGAUCAGUGUGAUCGGACUUUUUCAACAUUAAACUGCAUUGUUGCCAACAGAAAGCUAUGUUCAGUCGAUGUUGACCACUCCAGGGGUCCAUCACUGGUCAACAGUGAGGGUUUUAUUUCCUCCAGUUCUGGACAUGCAGACUUAAGUUGUCAUGUUGGAACCUCAGCUAGUGAGAGCUUCCUUACAGAGAGUGAGUCUUGGAUUUUUGAUCAGACAUCUGAAUCAGAUGGUCAAACAGAUGUGUCCUCUACUGCACAGUUGGAUCUUAAUCUUGAGUUAGAGAAACUGAGAAUUGAGCUCCGUCAUGCCCAAAGUUUGUUUUCUGUGGCUCAAGAGGAGGUAGCAGAUGCUUCUCAGAAGGUGACCGAUCUUCACAUUCACAAGAUGAACGAAGCAAAUAAGUUCAAAGAGAUAAGAUAUCAGGAAAAAAUAGCAAUAGAAAAUGCACUAUGUGAGAGGAAGAAGCGUGAAGCUGCUGAAGCAGAGGCUAAAUUUGCAAAGCAAAGUGCAAAGAAUGAGCUAUUGUGGAGAAGAGCAGCUGAGAUUGUGGCUGCUAAUGAAAUGAAACAGAAGCAUGUGCUGGAAAAGACCCUCGAGAAAGUGGAUCAGACAUACAAGAAAUUUUCAUGGAAAGAGAUAGUAUCUGCUAGCUCUUCAUUCUCUGAUUCAAUUCGAAUUGGAUCAGGCGCAUAUGGAACUGUAUACAAGUGCAAAUUUCAUCAUACCACGGCAGCUGUUAAGGUCCUUCAAUUAGAUGAAGGACACAAGACCAAGCAAUUCCAGCGAGAGCUUGAGAUUUUGAGCAGAAUCCGCCAUCCCCAUUUGUUGCUGCUUCUUGGUGCAUGCCCUGAACAUGGUUGUUUGGUUUAUGAGUACAUGGAAAAUGGUAGUUUGGAUGACAGGUUGUUCAGAAAGAACAAUACACCACCACUCUGUUGGUCCGAUCGCUUCCGAAUAGCUUGGGAGAUAGCUUCAGCGCUGCUUUUUCUGCACACCUCAAAGCCAAAGCCGAUAGUCCAUCGUGAUCUGAAACCUGCAAAUAUCUUGCUUGACCAUAAUUUUGUAAGCAAGAUUGGUGAUGUUGGUCUUUGUACUUUACUACCUACGGAUCAUGCUACUACGGUAUUCAACAACACAGCUCUUGCUGGCACAUUAUGUUAUAUUGAUCCUGAGUAUCAAAGGACUGGCUUAGUGUCUCCAAAGUCAGACAUAUAUGCAUUUGGUAUGAUCAUCCUGCAACUGCUGACUGCUAAACCUCCAAUGGCUCUUGCCCACUUGGUAGAAACAGCAUUACUGGAAGGUAAACUCCAAGAGAUCUUGGAUGGUUCAGCCGGUGAAUGGCCUCUUAAAGAAACACAAGAAUUAGCAGCUUUGGGUUUGAGCUGUGUGGAGUUAAGGCGCUCUGAUAGGUCAGAUCUAAAGGAUGAUAUUCUCCCAAUUCUUGAGAGAUUAAAGGACAUACCAAAAUUUGUACAGGAUUCUAUGGGUGAAAUCCAAAAAUCAUCUCCAAGCCACUUCCUUUGCCCAAUACUUAAGGAAGUGAUGCAAGACCCUUGUAUUGCAGCAGAUGGCUAUACGUAUGAGCGAAGAGCGAUAGAAAGAUGGCUGAGAACUAAUGAUAAGUCACCAAUGUCUAAUCUACCAUUUCCCAGUAAAGCCCUUCUCCCUAAUUACACUCUUCUGGCAGCAAUUGCCGAGUGGAGAUCCAAGAAUCCGUGAGUCUCACUAUAUGCUUUAGUGGCUUGCUUCUUUUCCUGCUGUUAUUGAGCGGAGAUCGUGGUUUUCUGCUGCGACUGUCUGCAAGGAUCUCAACAACUCGAAGAUGUGCUGGUUUCCUUUUCAAAUGUUGGUAGCUUUCUUAGAAUUAGGAGGGCCAUGAUCGUUUUCAGCUUUCAGACCUGCCAGUAAGUGAAGAGGAAAAGUUGGGUGUGUCAUCACUUCAGCCUAUUCUUCGAUCCAUCUCCAUGUAAAUCCCUGUUCCUGUUGACUCAGGUUGAGUCUCAUGUAUCUCUCAUCCAAUCAUUAAUUAUUUUUAAGGUUUCUUUUUCUUCUUUGAAGGUCGGGUAGCAUGGGUUGUAUAUGUAAUAUACUGGGGUCUCAGCGUUCUUUGGUCGUGUAAAUUGUUGUCGCUAACUUAUGUAAAGUUAAUGAAGUUAAAUCUUAGUUGAAAACUGACGAACCAACUUCACCAUUCCUUUUCAA
Nymphaea colorata (pocket water lily) is the source of this 3667-nucleotide messenger RNA. RefSeq names its product U-box domain-containing protein 52-like. Gene Ontology annotation, biological process: protein phosphorylation; protein ubiquitination. The record is from RefSeq and is a predicted model, not a curated record. Gene Ontology annotation, molecular function: ubiquitin-protein transferase activity; ATP binding; protein kinase activity. The coding region runs from base 785 to 3184 and encodes 799 amino acids. NCBI's taxonomy places the organism in Eukaryota, Viridiplantae, Streptophyta, Magnoliopsida, Nymphaeales, Nymphaeaceae. The transcript has 12 exons.